AAGCUUAAGCUAGUUCAUGUGUCGUGAUUCACACCGACACAAAGUUGAACAGCAAUUCAUAGUUAAUUUAACUGGAUUAACUUAAUUAUGGUAUUUUCUCAGUCUACUUGAACUUCUCCACUACUGACUGGCCUGGUGGAGUCAAGCGUGCAUUACACUAAUCUCCAUCUUUAAAUUAUUAUUUACAAUAUUACAAUUGGGAAAUCCCAACAGUUUUACAUAAAAACAAAAAUUCAUUCAUGCCUGAUCACAAUAAUUGUGAUAAUCACAUGUAUAAAAAUAAUCUUCUGAGAAAUUAACUAAUUUUGUUUAACGUUGGUGUAAUUGGUGCUGCUUCCAAAAUCCAAAUUUAGCGUGACUUUGUUAGUUAAAGGGCAAAAUGUCAAUUGCUCGGAAAAACCUCGUCUCCCUUUUCAUCAGACCAAAUACCUCAUCCGUCAAUAGUACUACUUCUCUGCUCUCUUUUCAUUAUCAUCGUAAACAAUCUGAUAGUACGACAGCGACUGCUCUAAAAGGGUCAAAUCCAGGAGGGUCGACAGAUAAAAAGCAUCAAGAAUUCAAGGAUGGGCCUGAUCUCUCAGAUUUCAUUUCCGGAACUGUUGCAAGUGGCGAAACAUGGGAGGGUUAUAAAGGAAAGUUGAAACGUGAAAAAGGUGAAUCAGAACGACUCCGACUGCCUCCUUGGCUCAAGACGGAGAUUCCAAUGGGAAAGAAUUACGCCAAGUUGAAGGAAACUUUACGAGGUCUAAAUCUCUCUACAGUUUGCGAAGAGGCACGUUGUCCAAAUAUUGGUGAAUGUUGGGGUGGAGGGCCCGACCAGGUGGCCACUGCUACAAUCAUGUUGAUGGGAGAUACUUGUACCCGUGGCUGUAGAUUCUGUUCAGUCAAAACAUCUCGAGCUCCACCCCCACUUGAUCCGAAUGAACCGGAACACACUGCCAAAGCAAUAGCGGCGUGGGGUCUAGACUAUGUCGUUCUAACUUCAGUGGAUCGAGACGAUUUACCAGACCAAGGAUCACAUCAUAUAGCCUCCACUGUGGAACAUCUCAAAAAAGAAAUCCCAAAACUAUUGGUGGAAGUACUGUCGCCAGAUUUUCGUGGAAACGUUGACCAUGUCGGCAAUGUGGUGCGAUCUGGACUAGAUGUGUUUGCCCAUAAUAUUGAAACUGUGGAGAGACUCACACCAUUUGUCAGGGAUCCAAGGGCAAAAUACAGACAAACCCUGAGCGUUUUAGAGCAUGCCAAGCAAAUUGUGCCCAGUCUCGUUACAAAGUCCUCAAUCAUGCUAGGGCUUGGGGAAUCAGAUGAAGAAGUACUCCAAACAAUGACAGAUCUCCGCACAUCUGGAGUUGAUUGCGUCACACUAGGGCAAUACAUGCAACCUACGAAGCGUCAUCUAAAAGUUGUAGAAUAUGUGACGCCAGAAAAGUUUAAGCAUUGGGAAGAUGUCGGAUCUCAGUUGGGAUUUCUCUACACCGCCAGUGGACCACUUGUCCGUAGUUCUUACAAAGCUGGUGAAUUUUUUAUCAGCAAUAUCAUUGAAGCGAGAAAAAACUCUACCAAUGAGUCAUCUACCUGAAGUCAAAUAUAGUCAUGAAAGAUAUUACGCAAUUUUACGAAAUAAAUAUAUAUUUUAAAUUUGUACAAAAAUA
Folsomia candida is the source of this 1652-nucleotide messenger RNA. It is a transcript of the gene Las, whose product is annotated as lipoyl synthase, mitochondrial. Gene Ontology annotation, molecular function: 4 iron, 4 sulfur cluster binding; lipoate synthase activity. Gene Ontology annotation, biological process: lipoate biosynthetic process. Gene Ontology annotation, cellular component: mitochondrion. NCBI's taxonomy places the organism in Eukaryota, Metazoa, Arthropoda, Collembola, Entomobryomorpha, Isotomidae. The record is from RefSeq and is a predicted model, not a curated record. The coding region runs from base 380 to 1579 and encodes 399 amino acids. The transcript is spliced from 6 exons.